CAACAAACAGCAGAAAGCAGUAACAACCGCAGCAGCAGCAGAACACAAUUUUUUCCACAAAAUUUUUGCAUUGUUCAACUUGAACGCCAGCGUCAACCUUAACGCCGACUAACUGUAAAUUACAACAGCAGCUCCAAAAUGGCACGCCACUUUGAUCAUAUGUUCAAGUUGCUUAUAAUUGGCGACAGCGGUGUGGGCAAAUCAUCGCUCCUCAUACGGUUCUCAGAUGACACAUUCUCGGGCAGUUAUAUAACGACAAUUGGCGUCGACUUCAAAAUACGUACCGUCGAGAUCAAUGGCCUGCGCGUCAAGCUCCAGAUCUGGGAUACCGCUGGCCAGGAGCGCUUCCGUACCAUUACCAGCACCUAUUAUCGUGGCACGCACGGCGUCAUCAUUGUUUAUGAUGUCACGAAUGGUGACUCCUUUGCGAAUGUACGUCGCUGGCUGGAGGAGAUUCAGAACAAUUGCGACGUGGUCAACAAAGUAUUAGUGGGCAAUAAGAAUGAUGAUCCGGAUCGUAAGGUGGUCAUAACGGAGGAUGCGCAACGUUUUGCGCGGCAAAUGGAUAUUGAGCUGUUCGAGACAUCCGCCAAAGACAACCUCAAUGUGGAGGAUAUGUUUCUGUCCAUAACGCGACAGGUGUUGGAUCAUAAGCUGCGUACCGCCUCCGAUGAACAGCAAAAGGAUCGAAUCAUAAUAAAACAGAACAAGAACAAGGGGAAAUCUAACAAAUGUUGCAGUUGAAAGCGAUGGAGCAGCAGCGGCAGCAGCAGCAGCAGCACUAGUAGCGAUAGCAUGUUGACGAGGAUACGUCGUGGGGGCGCGUAGUACAGGUUCAUAUGGCACACACACACAUACACAACUUAAACAUUGUUAGACAAACAUAUGUAGUUUACACACAAACACACACGAGACAAUUUUUUUUGUUUUUUUUUUUGUUUUAAUUUUUAUAGAUGCCUCAGAGCCAUUAAAAG
This is a messenger RNA of Drosophila navojoa, 974 nucleotides long. RefSeq names its product RAS oncogene family member Rab35 (gene Rab35). The record is from RefSeq and is a predicted model, not a curated record. Gene Ontology annotation, molecular function: GTP binding; GTPase activity. Lineage: Eukaryota; Metazoa; Arthropoda; Insecta; Diptera; Drosophilidae.